Molecule: messenger RNA, 1650 nt
Organism: Symbiodinium natans
Lineage: Eukaryota; Dinophyceae; Suessiales; Symbiodiniaceae
Source: the annotation of a GenBank genome assembly
AUGGAAGUCGGCGCGGCGGCUGCAGCCGCGGCGGGGGUGCAUCUGGCGGGUUACAACCGUGACAACUUCUUCCAGAACUUGCACCUCAGCCAAGCGCGGCGUUUUCAGAAGCAGCAGAUUGUGACGUCACAGGCGGAUCUGUUUCGCGCCGACGUGGAGCAAGCCAUUGGGGCCUCCACAGCGGUGCAGGACCGCCUGAUCGUGGUGUCCGCGUUGCUUCUCGGCGUUUCAGCGCACACGUUUGGCUUUCACAUUUCGGAGCAUACAACUGAGUUUCUGAACGUCCUGUUCUACCUGACCACUAGCGUCUCCUUUCUUUACUUCAUGCUCGCGCUCUUCGCGUCGAUCUGUGCCAACGUCUUGGCAAGGACCUGCCAGAAGGAGCUGCUCAAUCACUGCGUGCGGCCACCUUUCGAGGACAUGAUGAAGGCGAUCGAUGACGCCGCGGCGAACUUCAGCGCGGAGAACUUCGAGCGUCAAGGCCUGUCGACACUCUUCCGGGUUCCGGGUGUCCAGCGCUUCACCGAAAGGAAACCCACCGAAAGGAAAGGCACUGGUAAAAGCCAGGCCCCCCCAGCUGCAGAUACUUUCCUCAGUAGCGACAACUCGGACAUCGAGAACAGCGACUCCCUUGAGAAGCUGAUCUCGCAGCAGGUUUCCAACGAGCACCUCCUCCUGGAGAUGAAAGAAGAGUGGGAUGAACUGGCGACCUACACCCCCUACUUCCUGGUUUGGGGUCUCCGCAACCUCCUCACCUCCUUCGGCUUCUUCUUGCUUAGCCACUUCUACCUGGACUGGAAGCCGUAUGCCUUCCUCGGGCACCUCUUCUAUGUGAUCCUCACGCUGGGCCUCAGCGUCCUUUGCGAGAGGCUCAUGGCUACCUCCCGGGCGAUCUUCACGAUGGAGUCGCUCCUGUACCUCACUGGCCAGGCCCUCUCGUGGUACAUCGUCUAUCGGGAGAGGGAUGCUAUGACGGCCGACCAGAGCAACGAGACGAGCAUCCUCGUUGUCUACCUGUCGCAGCUGGCUAACGCCGUCUUCGCCUACCUGAGGUUCGUCUGGAAUGCGACGGACGCGCUCCGGUCCAUCAUGUCUCGGACAGAUGGCGGAGCUAGCGCCGUCUCGGCAAGCUUCGAGAGGGCCUCCACCAAUCUCUCGAUUGACUCUGCUGUGCCGAACCACGACCGUCUCAGUCUCAGGUGGCAGCAGCUCUCACGCGUUCGGCGUGCGGCGCGGCGGCUCUGCCAGUUUGGAAUCGGCGCGGUCAUUGCCGUGUGGAUGUGUGUCGUAGUUUACCAGGCCAUGCCGGCCUGGACGGCAGGGGCAGAGCCGCCCCAGAUGCGUGCACUGGCCGCCGUUGAGGUGAACGCUCCGAAGACCUCGGACGCGCUCGCCGCGGCUUCGUCUGAGCUUGUCACUGUUGCGGUGGAAAUGCACGGGCGACAGGAGCGACUGCGACACCUCGGCGCCCGAAAGCUGGGUGAGGUGCUGCGGACAGCCGGCUUCGCACCAACGUGGAGGGAGUGGCUCCAGGGAAAGCGCCUGGCAGUCUUCGACCCCAACGGCCGUGAGAUCUCCUCGGAGCUGCCGCUGGCGCAAGUCGGCGCCGAGGAGUUGCACGUUGUUGCAGAGGCACCCAUGCGGCUGUGA